GCAGCGGCCAAACCGCCCCCUGAGGGCUCUCCCGCCUCUCCCGCCCCGCGCCGCCGCUCCGGGUGCUCCGUGCCCGGCCAUGGAGCUGUGGCAGGUGCCGCUGAGCUUCUCCCGCCUCCGCAUGUUCCCUUUCUUCGACCUGGCGCAUUAUGUCGCCUCCGUGCUGGCGCUGAAGGAGCAGCGGGGAGUUGUGGAAGUGUCGGUCCGAAGUCCUCUGGCCUGCUGGUUUAGUGCAAUGCUUUAUUGCUUUGGUGGCUCAGUUUUGUCUUCAUUGAUACUUGGUGAACCUCCAGUAGAAUUUCUGGCAAAGACUAUAAAUAUUCUACUGGCAUCCUCAGUCUGGUAUCUAGUAUUUUACUGCCCAGAAGACAUAUUCUGCCAGUGCUUUUCCUUUCUGCCUCUUCGUCUUCUGGUGGCAGGAAUGAAAGAAGUGACAAGGACUUGGAAAAUCACAGAUGGCAUUGCACAUGCAGCCAUUGUCUACAAAGAUGCCUGGCUUGUCAUGGUAGCUGUGGGUUGGGCCAGAGGUGCUGGUGGUGGCCUAAUUUCCAACUUUGAGCAGCUGGUGAGAGGAGUGUGGAAACCUGAAACCAAUGAGUUGCUGAAGAUGUCCUACCCUGUGAAGGUAACUUUGAUAGGAUCAAUUCUUUUCACCCUGCAACGCAGCCAGUACUUGCCAAUAGCAAGACACAACCUUAUGUUUUUAUACACCAUCUUUCUUGUUGUCUUCAAGGUAAAAAUGAUGUUGACAAGAUGUGCAACUUCUCCACUUGCUCCCUUUGAGGCUGCAAUGGGCCAAAUAUUUUUUGGCUCACGAAAGACACCUUCCAAAGUGAAGGGUGAAGGUGACACAUCUUCCAACGGCUCUUCAGUCUGUGACCAGCCUUCUGAGUAUCACUAUGAGGGUGCUAAGAAAAAACAAGCAAAGAAAACAGAAUAAGUGACUUAAAAUGUUUUAUUGAUGGUCAUGACUGUUUGAAGAUGUUUGUCUUCCAGAUCAGGCUGGCUGAGAAGUUUCUCUAAGGAAAUGAGAACAGGGCUGUGUUGUGGUUUGCCUUUUGGAAUGUGUUACGUAAGCUAUGUGUAAAUGCACAUGUUGGAUUUGUAAGUUGAAAACUACAAAUUUUUAUAGUUGUUAAGAGUUUACUAAUUUUUGUAUUUAUGAUAACUUCAAAUGCUUACAUGUUAAAAAGAUAGUUUCAAAAAUGUGACAAUCAUAUUUGUGAUUUUUUUUCCCACUUUUUUAAUGUCUUCCUAUCCCCCAGUACUUAUGUUUCAUUUGGAUAACACUGAUUUGSCUUGUCAGGUGUUCACUGUAGCACAUCCCAAAUAAGAAAGUUAUUAUCUGAGUAAGGCUUAAUCACAUUGCACUGUGUUAAACCGUAAAAAUGUACCAAAUUAAUGCCUUUAACUAGAAAAAUAACUGAAUUAUUGUUGUAGUUCAGAUUGUACUGUCUAAUUUUUCUUCAUUUCCUUACGUAAAUAUUUUUCAAUAUUUUUCUAUUUUUUUAAAUGAGAGUAAAUUAUCUGUCACUUAAAAAAAAUCUUUACAGUUAGCAAGUAGGAACAUUUCAGUAUUUUUGUUGCUGGCUUACUUGGACUCCUUAUUUGCAAGCAUUUGAGAUGUAGGUGUUUCUCAUGCCACAYUGGUGUUUUACAAGUGGUUUGUAGUUACCUUUUGGGUCAUUUGGGACUAGACAUUCUUUGCCUGCAUUUUUAUCCAAGAAUAUGCCCUUACUUUUUUUCAAAGACAAACUUUAUUAAAAAGAAGAAUACUGGGCAGUACAUUUACCUUGUUUUGUCAGCACUCUGAGCUGCAAGAGACGGAUGGGAGCAAAAUGUUGCCAUCAUGAUCCACAUGGGAAUAGUUAGUGAGCCACUACAGCACCUGAACACUCCAAAAUGGUGGGAUGGGAUCCACCCAGGGGUGCUGAGGAAGGUGGCAGAGAGCUCACUGAGCCACUUUUAGUCACUUAUCAGCAGUCCAGCUAAACUGGGCUGGCAAAUGUGACACACAUCUACAGGAAUGGUCAGGARGAUCCGGGGAAUGACAGGCCUGUCACCUGCCCUCAGUGCCAGGGYGGUGAUGGAGCAGAUCACCUCGAGCACCAUCGUGCAGCAGGGACAGCACAGCCAGGGGAUCAGGCCCAGCCAGCCUGGCUUUAGGRGAGGCAGGU
Malurus melanocephalus (red-backed fairy wren) is the source of this 2177-nucleotide messenger RNA. RefSeq names its product transmembrane protein 38B (gene TMEM38B). The transcript is spliced from 6 exons. NCBI's taxonomy places the organism in Eukaryota, Metazoa, Chordata, Aves, Passeriformes, Maluridae. Gene Ontology annotation, biological process: potassium ion transmembrane transport. The record is from RefSeq and is a predicted model, not a curated record. The coding region runs from base 80 to 940 and encodes 286 amino acids. Gene Ontology annotation, cellular component: membrane. Gene Ontology annotation, molecular function: identical protein binding; potassium channel activity.